AUGAGAUUAUGGACUGUGAGGCGGCCUUCACUGAACUGGCUUGCUUGCGGAGAAGAUGACACUCCUGAGAAACGAGUACAAAAGAAGCAAAGGUACAUGGAAAUAAUGGAAACAGUGGAAAAGACCUUUAUUGAGGACAAGAAGUUUGGAAACUCGUCUCUCACAGCUUCGUCUUCUUUCACAUCGAAAGAGGGCAAAUUGUAA
This is a messenger RNA of Arabis nemorensis, 204 nucleotides long. NCBI's taxonomy places the organism in Eukaryota, Viridiplantae, Streptophyta, Magnoliopsida, Brassicales, Brassicaceae. The record is from the annotation of a GenBank genome assembly.